Messenger RNA from Ochotona princeps (American pika), 1625 nucleotides. RefSeq lists its product as uncharacterized. Bases 54 to 1118 code for a protein of 354 amino acids. The transcript has 4 exons. Gene Ontology annotation, biological process: cornified envelope assembly. The record is from RefSeq and is a predicted model, not a curated record. Lineage: Eukaryota; Metazoa; Chordata; Mammalia; Lagomorpha; Ochotonidae.
CCAGCAAGGCCCUGGAGGAGGCCACAAAAGAGGUCACCAGCAAGGCCGUGGGGAUGACCACCAGCAAGGCCGUGGAGGAGGCCAUUAGCAAAGCCGUGAGGGAGGCGGUCAACAAGGCUGUGGGCGAUGCCGCCAGCAAGGCUGUGGAGGAAGCAGUCAGCAAAGCCAUAGAGGAGGCAGUCAGCAAGGCAGUGGAGGAGGCAGCCAGCAAGGCUGUGGGGGAGGCAGUCAGCAAGGCCGUGGAGGAGACUGCCAGCAAGGCUGUGGGAGAGGUAGUCCGCAAGGCUAUGGAGGAGGCCACCAACAAGGCCAUGGAGGAGGCAGUUAGCAAGGCUGCGCAGGAGGUGAUCAGGAAGGCGGUGGAAGAGGCCAGCAGAAGGGCUAUGGGAGAGGGUAGCAGCAAGGCUGUGGAGGAGGUUGCUAGCAAGGCCAUGGAGGAGGCUGCCAGUAAAGCUGCAGAAGAGGCUACCAGCAAGGCUGUGAAGGAGGCUACCAGAAAGGCCAAGGAGGAGAUGGGCAGCAAAGCUGUGGGGGAGGCUGUUAGCAAGGCCAUAGAGGAGGCUGUGGCGGAAGCGGUCAGCAAAGCUGUAGCAGAGGCAGUCAGCAAGGCCGUGGCAGAGGCUGUCACCAAGGCCAUUGGGGAGGCUGCCAGCAAAGCAGUAGAUGAGGCUGCAAAGAUGGCGGUCAGCAGGGCUGUGGAGGAGGUCAUCAGCAAGGUUGUGCAAGAGGCAGCCAGCAUGGUGGUGGAGGAGGCCACUAUCAACACUGUGGAGGAGGCCAUCAGCAGGUCUGUGGAGGAGGUUGCCAGCAACGCUGUGGAUGAAGCCAUGAGCAAAAUUGUGGAGGAAGCUGCGAAGGAGGCAGUCAGCAAGGUGGUGGAGCAGGCAUUCAGCAAAUUCACAGAGGAGGCUUCCAGCGAGGCAUUGGAAGAGGUCGCAGGGAAAGCCGCAGAGGAAGCUGCAGGCCCAGAGGAGGUACCUAAAUAUCAGGAUGAAAACCGGGAUGAAGAGAAAGCAGCGGAGAAAGACAACAAUGAGCAAAACAAAGAACAAAAAGGACCUGACAAAGAUGCUGAUGCAACAGAUGGAAAACCUGAGGAAUCAAGUUCGGAAGAAUAGAAAAGGACAUCAAAAGAAGAAAGAACUCGUUCUGUUCGCGUUUUCCAUUUUUGAAUCCAAAGUAAAACUACUGAGCACAAAUUUGAUUUCGAUAUAUUUACGUAGCAUUUGUUAAAAUAAGUAGAAAAGUUUGUUUAAAACACUGAAAUUGAAAUGUAGGCAGGUUUAUCAACAUAAGUAACAUUCAAAUGUUUGUUUACUUUCUGUUUUGGUUGACUUUAUUUUCAUUUGGAAGGGAUCACUUUUCCACAAUUUCGUCAGCUUCAUUUAUUUUGUUGCAGCUGAAGUAAUGAAAAAGACAGGUUUAAAACAUCUUUUGCAAAAGGAGAUCAAAGCUUUAGUUAAAGCUACACUAUCUACUAGUCACUAGCUUUCUGUAGCUCUUGAACACUUGAAAUGUGAUUAGGUCAAUGUGAGGUGCAUUUUUAGAGUGAAAAUUCAUGUAAAGUGUCUCAUCAAUAGUUAUGUGUUGAAAUGAGAAUAUACUGAGUUAACCAAAAUGAAGUA